Molecule: messenger RNA, 1808 nt
Organism: Clupea harengus (Atlantic herring)
Lineage: Eukaryota; Metazoa; Chordata; Actinopteri; Clupeiformes; Clupeidae
Product: transmembrane protein 272
Source: RefSeq, a predicted model, not a curated record
AAAGCCAUUUUCCUCUAACUUUGUAAAUCAUACCCACUGAUAUUUUCAUUCACGUUAAAAAUAUCCUCAGUGUGUUCCGAUAAAGUGCUUUCUUGCAGCGUUUGAAUGACAUUACAUAAUGAAGAGUAGAUAGUAUGUGGGCGACCUCAGACAACAGGUAGGUAGAAUGAAUGAAUGAAGAAUGCCCUCCGGUAGUGUAGCGUUCUCUAGCCGUCGUUACCAUCAUAAAGUAGGGUCUGCAUGUGAUAAACAUGACACGUGAGACAAUUAUAUACGUUGGCAAGUAAUCGAAAUGUGUUUGUUCGAUUAAUGCGCGUAGAUCAGGUUACACAGUACGAAAAACAGUUUAUGAGCUGAAAGGCAUUGGAUAGGUUGUGUCCGUGAAGGGUUAAACCAAUAAAAGCUUUGGCAUCCCUCUCUGAUAGCGUGGAAUGCAGUUGGACUGCACCACGAAGACGAAGUUGGCAGGAUUAGUUAGCGUUUGAGUGCUUUACUCAAAUACUGUCGGACUUCCGUGUAAGCCUUUGACUUCAGGUGCAGUGAACAUGACCGCAGGAUUGGAAAAGGCAUGUCACCGCUGCCUGUCUAAAAUAGCCAGUAAUGCUUACGUUGCGGUGGGACUCUUGGCUUUCUUGGCAUUGCCUCUCACUAUGGCACUUGUAGGAGCAAAGAACAUUGAUAACUGCCCAGUUCAGCCAAUGAUCCCUCUCUACUUGCUGGUUGGGGGAGUGGUUGGUAGCGUGAAGGUCUCCUUUCUUCUGUAUGACAUCAUGCACAUGCGCUCCCUGAUCUCCAAAUCCAUUGUCAUUGGCGACGAUGAUGCCGACGAGUAUCCGUGGCGACAGAACGCUCACCGUUACUACGUCCACCUGAUCCUGAGCACCUUCCUGUUCGUGUGGUUCCUCUUGGCCAACUACUGGGUGUUCUCGGUCUACACGCCCAACUUCAUCGCGCCCUUCCACCGGCCACAGGAGUACUGCAGGAAGUCCCUCUACAUGUUUGCAGUGUUCGUCCUGGCCCUCAGUCACACGGUGCUCGUGCUCCUGCUCUGCUGUGGGGUCUGGUUGCGUGUGUGCUCCAGAACCAGCACUCGCAGCGACUACGGUGAAGAUGAUGAUGAUGAUGAUAAUGAUAAUGACUGACUGAGGAGGGCAUCAGUUAGGAGAGUAUCGGCCUUCAGAUAACCAUCACGGUGGAAGUCCUAAGAGGAUGCCCUCACAGAGUUCAGUUAAAGUUACUGUGAACUGGAGAUGUUUGUUGUGUUAUUUGUGGGUACUGCAUGAUGCCAUGUGACACAAUCAAUGCCUGUUAGAAAGAAAAGAAGGGUUGAGAUGAAAUGCCUUGUGAUUGUGAGUUAUACAAAGUUGUUUCUCUUAGUGGUGUACAGUGCAAAGCUCUGUAGUCCUCUUCAAGUAUUUAUAUGUUUAUCUGUCCCAGAUAAUGACUGUAUAUACAGUCAUAUAGCCUCUAUAUACAGCCGAUGGUCCCAGGUGGGUACAGCUUUUGUUUCUUCACCACAUGCCUUGGCACCACCCGACCCUGGACUUUUAUGUGUGACAUCUUUAAUAAUGCUACACACUUUCAUUUUGGUGUAUAUUUAUAAAGAACAGUAAUAGCUUGUUUUCCACCUUGGGCAAAAUAUGUCCAAUAUUUUGUUUACAUUUCAGAGCUGUACACUCAUAGAUGUAGAAUAGCAGUAUAAAAGAAGUGUGUGAAGUGUUCAAAUCUACAUCCUUUCUUUGUUAGACCUUAUAAGGGUGAUUUUGUGAAAAAAAAGCCUAUUAAAUAAAUAUCUUGUUGGAACCACG